ACACGGCUGCUACUCUGAAACCUGGACUUUCUGUGGAUCAUAAAUACCUCUUCCAGUGGGUGGUAUCUACCUUUGUAGCUAAUGCAACCAUAUUAAUUGCCAGUGGCAGCCCUAGGCCCAUGCAGCUGCAUAAGGCCCUGCACUACAUGCUGAGACCCAAACCAUCAGCCAGAGCAUUAGCUAUGAGCCUCAGUACAAUAGUCUAACUGAUUUUGGUGGCAGCACAUACAUCAGAGUGGAAUCCUCUGUCCUCCUGCUAAGAAAGGUGUAUACUUCAAUUCUACCUCCUGUCUUCCUAACCUAGUGGAGAAAGGUAGGUUUGUUUGUUUUUUCCAGAGGCUACAGAACCUUAGCAUGAGUGGGAUUGUAAAUGAGGAAAGGGGCUGUCAGGGGUGCACAGGGGUAGAGACCUGGUAAUAGCUGGGGAGGGAACUAGGUGGAAUUUUGUGUAUAUAUAACUACAAAACUGAAGGCUGCUAUUGUUUGUUGUGAUGCAGAAGUCAGUCACACAAGUGGACAGUGAGUUAACUGAAGGCUGAUGGGCUUUUGUCUUUGUUGUCUGACAGAUCAAUGUACUAAAUUUCCCUCCAGGAAGGUUUCUACAGUUGAAAGAAUGACCUUUCCUUUGUCAGCCUGUAUAUCUUGGAUGCUGUUGUCCUGCUGUGGAGCCUAUACAGGCUGCCAGCACCAUCCUGCUGUGACAUUUCAAGAUUGUUUUUGAAAUUCCAAACUCAGUAAAUGGAAAAUUUAAAAGAAAGCCAAGGAGCUUAGGAGAAACAUCUGGGGGGAGGGUAUCCACACUCUACAGUGAAAUUAGAUUCAACUCCAGUUUGUCACAUGUGUUUAAAUGGAAAAUCCCUGGGAAGUAGAAACUUCCCAUUAAAAUACUUAGGUGGGAAAAAAUCAGAAUUUGGAAAAGAGGCUUUAAGAAUUCUGCCAGAAAUUAAACAACAAAGUCUUUAAGUUUCCAGAUUGCAAUGGAAAAUACCCUUUGGGAAUAGAGAAUUCAGCAGCAGGCCCUUCCCAGGACUGGAGUCAGAGAGAGAGAAGGGAGGAUCCAUUCCAGCAGAGGCUGCUGUGAUCAGACAAAGGGAGGAGAGAAGCCACAGUACACAGCUCUCCCUUCACCCAAGACAUUUAUAUACAGAACAGGUGGGGACCCUUAUCUGGCAUGGCACUCCUACUCCAGCUGCAGCCCAGAGCCUGGCUGUGGACAGCACUGGUCCUCUAUGUGUUUGCUGGAUCCUGGAGGCAGACAGAUGGGCAGCUUCACACCGAGGACCAUGCUGAAGUGAAUGUGUUUCAUAACAAUCUGGAGGAUGCCAACGUCAUGCUAGAGUUGCUCUGGAAAGGACUGGAGAUUGAGGCUAACAAGACAAUCAGGCUGCAGGAUGAGGAACUGGCCUCUCUGCGCCCAGCAAAGCGAUUUCUCCAGAUCUUCCAGCACCAGGUUCCCAAGACAUCAGAAGGGAUCAAGGAGCAGCUGAAAUAUCUUUCACAGGCAGAUGCCCCUCUGAGUCUAGUAGAGUUUGAUCAGCUUCUCUUCACCAGCGUUUACUGCGCUUAUCAGAUUCGCUCCAUUCAAGGCCUGGACAAAAAUCUCUGGAUCAGUUUCUUUUCUCAGCUAGUUGAUGAAAUCCUCCAUGAUCUCUGCAAGGGAUUCUGCCCUGCAAAUUCCACUCUCCUGGCUUCCUGGCCUUGGAAGGAGAAGCCUUUUUAUUUAACCUCACUGAAAAAGUCUUAUCAUUCCAACCUGGCCAUGAUGAAGAGAGGCACUGAGUAAGGAGAUUGACAUGAGGAGAUUCAAUUGCAUUCUUUUUGUUAUGAGUGCUGCCAGUCAUCCCACAUUAUGCUGGUUAAUGUGCAGAAGUGCCACCAUUCUUCCGCUUUUGCUUUCUGUAUUGUACUGGCAACAUUCUAGGCAUUUAUCCAACCAGCUAUUGCCCCAUCUUUAAAUGUGAAACAAAGCCUGGGAUGUCUUCUUAGGAUCUCCAUAGAAGACACACUUCUGAGAUGCACUUCUGCCUUGAUCACUGAUGGCCAUUAGAGAUGUCACAGCACUUUUUGCAGAAGUCCAGGUAUUAGCCUGUAAUGGCUGAAUUCCAUUUCAAGUAAUUCUAUUUUGCCUCCCUAAAUUCCCCAUGGUUGCAGUUGGAUAUAGUAUUUUUCCUUUACUACAAUAACCCACUGUACAGCAUACUUGUGCUGUUCAUACAGCUGCUGUGUUCCACUUCAUAGGUGGCUACACUCUGUGGUGAUUCAAAUUAAGUUCUGACUCAUUUUAUGUCAUCCUAAGCCAGGUGCCUGGAACAGUUUCCCAAGUAAUGUGCACCCAUUUCCUUCCAAAAACUCCUUAAAAUGUACUGAUUCCAUGAACCCUUCUGGUAUAGAUAUUGUUCCCCAUUUUGUAUUACUACAGAGUGGGCAUUUGCUUGUAUGUCAUCUACUAGACUUUUGAGGGUAGGGAUCCAGUUAUUUGUUCAUUAGAUUUUACCUCUUCUAGAGAGUCUUCUUCUACAUCUGUGGCACUUUACAAAUAAAGUAAUUGGAACAAUACUG
This is a messenger RNA of Dermochelys coriacea (leatherback sea turtle), 2559 nucleotides long. RefSeq names its product family with sequence similarity 180 member B (gene FAM180B). The transcript has 3 exons. The record is from RefSeq and is a predicted model, not a curated record. NCBI's taxonomy places the organism in Eukaryota, Metazoa, Chordata, Testudines, Dermochelyidae. The coding region runs from base 1172 to 1783 and encodes 203 amino acids.